Mauremys mutica (yellowpond turtle) is the source of this 5922-nucleotide messenger RNA. RefSeq names its product ras/Rap GTPase-activating protein SynGAP-like. The record is from RefSeq and is a predicted model, not a curated record. NCBI's taxonomy places the organism in Eukaryota, Metazoa, Chordata, Testudines, Geoemydidae. Gene Ontology annotation, biological process: regulation of GTPase activity; negative regulation of Ras protein signal transduction.
ACCCCGACCCCCUGUUCCUCCAACCCCCUUGCACUCUUCCUAGUCCUCCUGGCACCCCGACCCCUUGUUCCCCCUGCGCCCCUGUCUCCCGGAUCGCCCAGCACCCCUGCUCCCCUGGCUCAAGUCCUCGUCCCUGGAUCCCCCUGAGGUCCUUGCCCCCCACCCCUUUUCCCCCUUCUUCUCCUCACUCUGGGGAUUCCCCCCACCCCACCUUCUCCUGGGUCGUCUUCUCUCCCCCAACCUCGCCUCGUCCAUGACAAGCGCCCGGGACUAGCGAGCGGCUGAAGGAACCAUGUCCUAUGUCCCUUUUCGAGAUGUGCGAGGAGCCCCCAUGCACCGCAUGCCCUACAUGCACUCUCCCUACGAACGCCCAGCCUGGAAUCCACGAUUCUGCAUCAUCUCUGGAAACCAGCUGCUUAUGCUAGACGAGGACGAGAUCCACCCGUUGCUGAUGAGGGAACGGCGAAGUGAACCCUGCCGGACCAAGCUGCUGCGCCGCACGGUCAGCGUCCCUGUGGAGGGGCGGCCUGAGCACGAACACCACGUGAGCCGCUCCCGGAGGAAGAGCGUCCCUGCAGGGAAGCAAUACAGCAUCAACAUGGACGCGCCCCCGGCACCCCCAUUCCGGCCCUCGCAGGGCUUCCUGAGCCGGCGUUUGAAGAGCUCCAUCAAACGGACAAAGAGCCAGCCCAAACUGGACCGGACCAGCAGUUUCCGCCAGAUCCUGCCACGGUUCCGGAGUGCUGACCAUGACAGAGCCCGCCUCAUGCAGAGCUUCAAGGAGUCGCACUCCCACGAGUCCCUGCUGAGCCCCAGCAGCGCGGCUGAGGCCCUGGAGCUCAACCUGGAUGAGGACUCCAUCAUCAAACCCGUGCACAGCAGCAUCCUGGGCCAGGAGUUUUGCUUCGAGGUCACCACUGCGUCCGGCACCAAGUGCUUUGCUUGCCGCUCAGCCGCAGAGCGCGACAAGUGGAUCGAGAACCUGCAGCGAGCCGUGAAACCCAACAAGGAUAACAGCCGGCGGGUGGACAAUGUGCUGAAGCUGUGGAUCAUUGAGGCACGGGAGCUGCCACCCAAGAAGCGCUAUUACUGCGAGCUGUGCCUCGACGACAUGCUCUACGCCCGCACCACCAGCAAGAUGCGCACGGACAAUGUCUUCUGGGGCGAGCACUUCGAGUUCAACAACCUGCCAGCCGUGCGCACCAUCCGCCUGCACAUCUACAAGGACACGGACAAGAAGCGCAAGAAGGACAAGAGCAACUACGUGGGCAUGGUCAGCAUCCCCAUCGCCAGCGUCACCGGGCGCCACUUCGCCGAGCAGUGGUACCCGCUCAGCCAGCCCAGCACCAGCAAGAGCAAGGCCAGCUGCCCUGCUGUGCGCGUCAAGAGCCGCUUCCAGACCAUGAGCAUCCUCCCCAUGGAGCUGUACAAAGAGUUUGCUGAGUAUGUGACCAACAACUACCGCAUGCUGUGUGCCGUGCUGGAGCCGGUCCUGAGCGUCAAGAGCAAGGAGGAAGUGGCCUGCGCGCUGGUGCACAUCCUGCAGAGCACUGGCAAAGCCAAGGAUUUCCUCUCGGACAUGGCCAUGACGGAAGUUGAUCGGUUCAUGGACCGGGAGCACUUGAUAUUUCGGGAGAACACCCUGGCCACGAAAGCCAUAGAGGAGUAUCUGAAACUCAUUGGCCAGAAAUACCUCAAGGACGCCAUUGGUGAGUUCAUCCGGGCGCUCUACGAGUCAGAGGAGAACUGUGAGGUUGACCCCAUGAAAUGCUCCUCAUCCACCCUGCCUGACCACCAGGCCAACCUGCGUAUGUGCUGUGAGCUGGCGCUCUGCAAGGUCGUCAAUUCGCACUGUGUGUUCCCGCGGGAGCUGAAGGAGGUGUUUGCCUCGUGGCGUCUGCGCUGCGCUGAGAGGGGCCGCGAGGACAUCGCUGACCGGCUGAUCAGUGCCUCGCUCUUCUUGCGCUUCCUGUGCCCGGCGGUCAUGUCGCCCAGCCUCUUUGGGCUCAUGCAGGAGUACCCAGACGAGCAGACGUCCCGCACGCUGACCCUCAUCGCCAAAGUCAUCCAGAACCUGGCCAACUUCAGCAAGUUCGGCAGCAAGGAGGAGUACAUGGCAUUCAUGAACGAGUUCCUGGAGCUGGAGUGGGCCAGCAUGCAGCAGUUCCUCUAUGAGAUCUCAAACCUCGACACCCUGACCAACAGCAGCAGCUUUGAGGGCUACAUUGACCUGGGCCGCGAGCUCUCCACACUGCAUGCUCUGCUCUGGGAGGUCAUGCCCCAGCUCAGCAAGGAAGCCCUGAUCAAGCUAGGCCCCCUGCCUCGGCUGCUCAAUGACAUCAGCGUCGCCCUCAGGAACCCGCAUAUCCAGCGGCAGCCAAGUCACCAAGGGGAGCGGCUGCAAACUAAGCCCAUCAUCCUGCGGGGGCCAUCCUCUGACAUGCAGCCCUACAUGAUGCGUGACCUCAACAGCUCCGUCGAUCUGCAGCCCUACAUGGUGCGGGGCCUCAACAGCUCCAUGGACAUGACCCGGUUGCCUUCGCCCACCAAGGAGAAGGGCUCCAAGGACAUGUUCUUUGUGACGCGACCCCCGCUGGCCCGCUCCUCGCCUGCCUACUGCACCAGCAGCUCCGACAUCACGGAGCCCGACCAGAAGAUGCUGAGCGUCAACAAGAGCGUCUCGAUGCUGGACCUGCAGGACAGCCGCAUGAACAGCGUCUCCAACCUGCAGAGUGUGGGCGACAUGCUCAACAGUAGCCAGGCCUCCAUCACCGCGGCCAUGGGACUGCGGCCCAGUCGCCUCUCGCAGGGCAGUGGCUCCAGCAUCGCGGCUGGCCUGCGGCUCAGCCACAUGGGAGUCACCACUGAUGGGGCUGCAGCCCAGCAGCUUAGGGUGCCCCUCUCCUUCCAGAACCCCCUCUUCCACAUGGCCUCAGACGGGCCCUCAGCCGCACCCUCGCACCGGCCGUCUGAGGGCAACCCCGACACCUUUGCCCCCUUCCACGGCUACAGCAAAAGCGAGGAUCUGUCCGCCAGUAAGCACAUCAUCCACAGCCACAGCUACAGUGACGAGUUCACCCGCCAGGGCUCCGAGUUCACCAAGCGCCAGCUCUCGCUGCAGGAGAACCUGCAGAACAUGCUCUCCCCCCCACAGAUCACCAUCGGGCCCCAGCCCCAGCGAGCCCCGCCCCAGCCGCAGCCCCAGGUCCCACUUCAGCGCGGAAAGUCUCAGCAGCUGACGGUCAGCGCGGCCCAGAAACCCCGGCCCUCCAGUGGCAACCUGCUGCAGUCACCUGAGCCCACCUACGGGCCAGCCCGUGCCCGCCAGCAGUCGGUCACCAAGGAGACGCCCUCUGCACUCAAGCCAACCAUUACCAAGCAGCCAUCGCACACGCCUUCCACGCUGAACCCGGUCAUGCCGGCCUCUGAGCGCACCGUGGCCUGGGUUUCCAACAUGCCACACCUGUCAGCCGACAUUGAGAGCUCCCACAUCGAGCGCGAGGAGUACAAGCUGAAGGAGUACUCCAAAUCCAUGGAUGAGAGCCGGCUGGACCGGGUGAAGGAAUAUGAGGAGGAGAUCCACUCACUGAAAGAGCGGCUGCACAUGUCGAACCGCAAGCUGGAGGAGUACGAGCGGCGCCUGAUGUCACAAGAGGAGCAGACCAGCAAGAUCCUGAUGCAGUACCAGCAACGGCUGGAGCAGAGUGAGAAGCGGCUGCGCCUGCAGCAGGUGGAGAAGGACUCACAGAUCAAGAGCAUCAUCGGCAGGUUGAUGCUGGUGGAGGAGGAGCUGCGCAGGGAUCACUCGGCCGCCCACGACGUCUCCGAACCCCGGAAACGCCUGCUCGACGCUCAGCUUUUCAUCAGGAGAGGCAGCUUUCCGCCGUGGGUACAGCAAACCCGCGUUUGAGCGGCGCUUUGGCCCAGCCAUGGAACGGGAUCCUGCCCGCCCAGCCACCGCCUCCGCCCCCGCGACUCCAGAUCACGGAAAAUGGAGAGUUCCGCAACACCGCUGCUGAGCACUAGCCACCGCCCCCGCGAGACGCGGCCCGGGGAAGAUGGGGGGCACCCCCAGCCCGCAGCUCGGCGGGAGCAGCAGAGACCCUGGCAGGGACACAGUGCCCCUCCCAAGCAAAUAAACCUGCACUGGGGGGGCACCCCCUUUGCCCCCUCCCCUUGCACCAGCGUCCCCCCCCCCCCCGGUUCCUGCCUCCUUGAACCAGCCUCCCCACACUGUCCUCGGGGACAGUUCAAUGCUUUGAACUCAACUUCAGGGUGUUUUAUAGCAGAACACAGAUGACAAUCUUACACCCCCUCCCAUACACCUUCCCCUCUCCUCCCAGAGGGAGCAGGGCUGACACCUCCUCCGCCCCUCCAUGGACCUCCGCUUCCCCCUGGAGGAAAUUGGGACAUUACCUCUUCGCCACUUCGAAUUUCUCAGGAGUGGUCUCAUCCUCCCCCUGGCAGCCAUUUUAUAGUAUUGCCCUCUCCUUUCCUGGUGUGUGCCCAUGGGAGAGGGGAGGGAGUAAACUCACCUCCAACCUGCCCCCAGGAGCCAGGGCGGGGGGCAGCUAGGGGGGCUGAUUUUGGUUGGCCGUGUUCCUGGAGGUUUAAUGAAAGUUGAGUCUUUAAUUCCUGGAGACAAUCCUGGAGGGUUGGCAACUGAGACUGGAGGCAGCUUGAGCCAAAGCUGUCCCCAUUUCCCUUCAUGUGCGGGUCUCUGCUUGGCUCCAGCUCCCCAGGACAGGGGCAUUCCUCAGAGGGGGUAGAGGUUUCACUAACAGGGAAGGGCUCCCAGCUCUUUGUCCCAGUAUUUCUCUCUCUCUCUCUCUCCCCCCCCGCCCUCCUCCAGCAACGGGAUGUGGGUCAGGGUGGAAGGCUUGUGGAGUUGCAGGUACUCUCCCUGCCCCACCCAUCACACGCUAGCCUCACCCCCAGCAAGGCAGGGCUGCCCCACACCAUUGCCUUGGCCAAGGGAGAGACCACCCCCUCUUUCCUGCCUGGCCAGGGUCAGUGCUGGGGUUUGCCCCUCACCUCUGCCAUUCCUACCUGGUGUCAGCACUGGGGGUCUCCCCGCAACUCCCACCUGGUGCCAGUGCUGGGAUCCCAUCACCCUCUCCCUGUGCUCUCUGCGCUCUCUAUAUGCAGAUAAAGGGCUUUGCCUGCUCAGCCCCCCCUUCUCCCCCCCAUGUGUCCUGCACCCACCCCAGUCUUUGGAAAUGACAAUUAUCUAGACAUUGAUCGGGGGGGGGGGAGUUUCUGGGGGGGGGCAUUGAGGGAGGGGCUCUUUCUUUCUUUCCUUCCUGUUCUCAGACCCCCCAUCCCCCCAGUCUGGGGUUGGUGGGGGGGGAACAACCAACAAAAUAAUUAAGAAGCCAUUUCUCUGCCCACCCGCCUGCGUGUGCAGGGCACCGGGGCAGGGGAGCGCCCUCCCCCCCCACACCAGAGCACGGAGAACUGGAGGGGACUCUUGUGGCUAUUCACCGUCGUGCUAUGGUCUGAGCUGCUGGGUGAAUGUGUUCAGCGCAGUGAUUGUACUGGGUGUUUCUUUGCUGUUUCUGUGUCUCUAUUUCAGACUCUGGCGAGGACAAGACUCGCCAUUAACCAGCCCUCCCCUGCCCCCUCCCCCACCUCAGUCCAUAUUUCUUUUGUAAGGACUCUCCCCUUCCUUCCCCCCUCCCCAACAGCGGCGACUCGGGCGGCGCCAUGAUAUUUAUACGUAUUAAUUAUUAUUAUUAUUAUUAUAUAAAAGUUUGUACAUAUGUGAAAUUUCCUCUCCCCUGCCCCGCCUCCCCCGGCCCAUCCUGGCCGCAUCGCCCCCAGGCUGGGAGCUGUAAUUACCACCGGAUUUGUACUGUACAUAGACCUCUCCGGACCUCAGUCUCUGUACAUAGCCCCCCACCCCGGGAAGAGAGUUCAGGU